Molecule: messenger RNA, 4023 nt
Organism: Diaporthe amygdali
Lineage: Eukaryota; Fungi; Ascomycota; Sordariomycetes; Diaporthales; Diaporthaceae
Product: lpha-n-arabinofuranosidase a precursor
Exons: 6
Coding region: 1-4023 (1340 amino acids)
Biological process (GO): L-arabinose metabolic process
Molecular function (GO): alpha-L-arabinofuranosidase activity
Source: RefSeq, a predicted model, not a curated record
AUGUUUCUUGCCGACAAGAUACGGAUCCUAGACAUUCUCCCAUCCGGCAGUGAUGGAGUGGAUGGGCCUAUUCGAUGCGACAUCCACGUCGAGGCCCUCGCUGAUAAGCCAAUCUACGAGGCUAUAUCAUACCGCUGGGGCGACCCCGACAGCACGAUCUCUAUCACCGUAGCCGACAAGUCGACCCUUGUUACGGCCAAUCUAUAUGCUGUCCUGCGCCGCUUGCGACUUGCGAAUGAAGUCAGGUCUGUCUGGAUCGAUCAGCUUUGUAUCGACCAAGAGGACAUGGAAGAAAAGGCUAUGCAAGUACGUCUGAUGCGCGAGAUCUACUCCAACUGCAGCCAAUGUCUCAUCUGGAUGGACGAGAUCGAUGCAAACGUCUCUCUUGCAGACGCAGAAGCAGCAAUCGGUAUCCUUAACUGGAUGAUCAAUCCCGAACUCUCUGUCCCUCCUUGCAUCGAGUCUGCAUCCUUGGCCCAGGGCCCAGUCAGAGCCUUGGCGUCCAUUGGUGUAGAUGAGCACGAGUGGUGGAAACGUAUAUGGACUGUCCAAGAGGUUAUUCUACCAUCCCACAAGACGUUCCUCUGGGGUCCGCUCCACAUACCCUGGGAUACACUUGCCAAGUGCAGCCGCGUCUGGACUGGCACCGGCGCACCAGACGCCCUUUUGCAACUUCGCUGGUACAAUCCUACAGCCAAUAUCGACAGAGUGAUGGGCUGGCUAUUCUGUAAUGUUAUUUGGAUCAACAUCGCACACGGGCAACGCGAUCCCCCGAUCCUCACAGCCAUGAAAUGGAGAGGCAGAAAGGCCACUGAUCAGAGAGACAAAAUUUUCGGCCUGCUGGGCUUGCUGCCAGAAGGCAUGGAGCUGCCGCAUACGGACCGGUGUAACUAUGAGACGACCGCGGUGCAGGUGUACAACUCCUUCACGUUGGAUAUGAUCUUGGACGACGAAGGGUUAAUGCCCCUGUGUAAUGAACCGCGGGCGCCGAAGGGGCUGGGAACGGAGGGCGUAGCGCGGUGGGCAAUUGACAUGGACUGUGAGAUACCGUACAUGGUUGACACGUUCUAUCGAUAUUGGGGAUACGACACAUAUAAUGCUUGUGCCGGUCGAGAGCUUGAUAGGAAAGCUCUUCUGGAUGCUGCUGAAGUGUCUGGGGAUCAUCGUGCGAGUAAACUGGGCCUGAGAGGCGUCAUGGUUGACACUAUCGAGCUGACAAGCUCAACAACCCUGCUGGGUAACUGCCCGGAUGACAAAGUUGUUGAGGCUCUGCAAACAUGGAUGGAAAUGGCUCGGAUCCAAAACGACACGCUGAAGGAUGGGCUAUCGCGGGAGAAAUUUGAAGAGGCCUUCUACAGACUCUUGGUAGGUGACCGGAUCCGCAACGGUGAGUUAUGGGUUGUAAGAACACCAACUGCAGAGGAUCUGCAAAUGAUCUCAGAAUUCAUUAGGACAGGACAAGGAUAUGUUGGCGAUCUAUCUUUAUGGGACAAAUAUGUCUCUAAUCAGGUGUUUUUCGUCACGACAAGCGGAAUGAUGGGCCUGGGACACCUAGAAACUGCGCCCGGGGAUGAGGUUUGGGUUUUUGAUGGAGGACGAAUGCCAUUCACGAUCAGGUCAAAUGAAGAAGGAAAAAGUGAUGAAUUUGACUUUGUGGGAUGUUGCUACGCCCACGGAAUUAUGGAAGGAGAGGUGUAUUCGGACGAGAGGUUCUCCGCCAUCGGUCGGUCUAUCCCCUGUCGCCCGAAAUCAAGCAUGCAGGCACAACAACUCGGCCGUUCAAAGGCCGGGGCACAACGCCUGGUCUGCACUAUUAUAAUGCUUGACGAGGCCCUCAGGAACAAACAGCCCGCAGCAAUUUCUCCGCUUGAGAAAUUGGCACUAACACCCAAGAAUGUCUAUGACCCAAGCAUGCCCGACUCCCACCAAUGGCUGACAACACACACACUCCCCCUAUUGUCAGCGGCCAAUUCGUGUGGCAAAAUGGUUUUCUUCAAGCGGGCUCUUGCCGCUGCUAGCUGCAUUACUUCUGCAGUUGCUGUUGAUGUGCUUGUUCAAUCCUCGGGAGGCAAUGUGACCGGGAAGUUCGGACAUCCGUAUGGAUACGGCUUUCUGCACGAGGAUAUCAACAACUCCGGUGAUGGUGGCAUAUAUGCCGAGCUUAUCCAGAAUCGUGCGUUCCAGUACAGCCCUGAGUUUCCGGUCUCCACGGCACACUACUUCCCUGUCAAUGGCGCAAACUUCAGCAUCGAGUUCUUGGACACCCCUCUCUCAGAGGCUUUGCCGGCAUCUCUGAGGGUUGCGGCGGGCAGCAACAGCACGGGCAAAAUCGGCUUCAAGAACGAUGGGUACUGGGGAAUUGCUGUCAGUCAGCAAAAGUACACGGGAUCCUUUUGGGUUAAGGGAGCCUACAACGGCUCCUUCACUGCAUCACUGAGGGCCAACCUGACAGAUGAUGUUUUCGGAUCAGUUGAGGUUGCGUCCAAAUCCGUCGAAAAUGAGUGGACUGAACACGAGUUCGAGAUUGUGCCCGAGAGUGAUGCUCCAAGCAGCAACAACACCUUCUCGAUCACUUUUGACGUGGAUUCUGUGCAAAGCGGUGCACUGGACUUCAACCUUAUCAGUCUCUUCCCGCCGACGUAUAAGGACAGGAAGAAUGGGCUGCGAGUCGACAUUGCACAAGCUCUUGCGGACUUGAACCCUACCUUCCUACGCUUUCCGGGUGGCAACAUGCUCGAAGGCCUCACGAAUGGUACCCAUUGGGACUGGAAAGAUUCUCUAGGUCCGCUUAAGGACCGUCCUGGCUUCCAAGGUGUGUGGGGAUAUCAACAAACACAUGGUCUUGGUCUUUUGGAAUAUCUCGAAUGGGCUGAGGACAUGGGCCUACAAAUAGUGCUCGGCGUCUGGGCCGGCCUGGCACUCAAUGGGGAUGUCACGCCUGAACAAGACCUACAGCCUUUCAUCGAUGAUGCUCUAAACGAGAUCGAGUUCGUGCGUGGGCCAGCAGACUCAACCUGGGGCGCGCGCCGUGCAGAGCUCGGUCAUCCCGAGCCCUUUGAACUCAACUAUGUGGAGGUAGGCAACGAGGACUGGCUAGCUGGAUAUCCCGGCGGGUGGGAGUCAUACAAGGAGUACCGUUUCAAGCUGUUUUUCGAUGCCAUCACGGCCGCGUAUCCCGAGAUCCAGGUCAUCGCUAGCGCUGCUACGAGCGAUCCAGCACCCGAGGGCGAAACUGUGGGGCCAAACCUCGAGGAAGGGCUUAACUUCACCGAGACUCCCGGUGCCAUCGGGGACUACCACCCAUAUCGCGAGCCAGAUGAGCUUGUGUUCGAGUUUGACCGUUUCGACAACGACAUCGGCCACAUCGUUGGCGAGGUAGCCGCAACCCACGUGAAUGGUGCCACGCCUCCCCGCUGGAAUGGUCCGCUGUACAAAUACCCAUGGUGGAUCGGUGCAGUCGGCGAAGCCAUCUCUCUGCUUGGGUACGAGCGCAAUUCGGAUCGAAUUCCGGGCACCUUCUACGCCCCCGUGCUCAAGAACGAGAACAGAUUCCAAUGGCCAAUUACGCUCAUCCAGUUCACUGCGGACCCGAAGCAGACUACCCGUGCCGUGACGUGGUACUGUUGGAGUCUCUUCGCGCACCAUCCCAUCAGCGACACACUGCCCACCACGAGCAAUUCAACCUAUGGACCUCUUUACUGGGGUGCCGGCACGGAUGAAGCUAGGAAUGGCGCACUCGUGUGGAAAGGCGCCGUGUACAACACCACGGAUGGCAGCGAUAUUCCUGUAUCCGUGCAGUUCGAGGGCGUUGCACCGGGUACCAAGGCAUCGCUGACCGUGUUGACAAACAGUAUCGACGAUCCUUUUGCGUACAACGAUCCAUUGACUGGUGUGAACAUUGUGAACACCACGACACAGGAGCUGACCUCGGGCGCGAGUGGAGCGUUUGAGUUCAGCCUGCCACAGUUGAGCGUGGCCGUGCUGGAUACAGAUCUGAGUGCUGUGGCGAGUGGCAGUGCUUAG